AUGGCUACCAAUCAACCCAACAGCAUCACCGCGGCCAGCCCCAAUGACCCGCCGCGGCCCAUGACAUCGCGAAACCUCAACAAGACCUGGCGAGACGUGGUCUGGGAGCAAUACGCGCAGGACCUCGCGGCCGACGUGCCCUUUCCAGUGCGCUACCUCAUCCACGCGGCGCAGUGGCGGCGCGACAUAUUCAUCACCAUUCCGUCCAAGAUUGAUGCUCGAACGCUUCGUCGCGCCGUGCUCGAGUUCGCAAAGGAGAGGCGUCGCGAGGCUGAUCCCUUUUGGGAUGGCGAGUAUAUUUCCGUCCGCUUACGGGCGAGACCGGCCCUUACGGGGCAAGGAGAGAGCGCCGCGGAGAGUGUGCCGCUAGAUGAUGGCCCGGAGAGGGGAUAUACUACCGACGAGACUGAAGAGUAUGCCGCGAGACGUGACUGCAGAAGGCCUUGA
Molecule: messenger RNA, 447 nt
Organism: Pestalotiopsis fici W106-1
Lineage: Eukaryota; Fungi; Ascomycota; Sordariomycetes; Amphisphaeriales; Sporocadaceae
Exons: 1
Coding region: 1-447 (148 amino acids)
Source: RefSeq, a predicted model, not a curated record